GAUUUUGCGAUUCGGUAUUGAGUUUCCCAUAGGGGGUAUUUUAGUCAUUUCAGCAACACACUUAACGCUGUUUAUCCGACAACUCCGAAAGGGGUAAGAAGUGUAAAUUAAGAAACUUUAUGCGAGGUUCCCGUAUUUUUAGAAAUCUCAAGGUAAAUCAGGUAAUUUAUUACCCUUCUUCUCCAUACAUUUUAACCUAACCCGUACAGCCACUGAAGGCCAAAUUUCUCUCUCUCUCUCUCUCUCUCUCUCUCUCUCUCUCCCCUCCGAAUAAGGGUCAAGGAUUCUGAUAUAUUGGUACUCUGUUUGCAAAACGCUGCCGUGGUGUACUGGUGUUCGUUCAAUCACAGGCAAAGAGAGAUGGGAAAAGCAAAGAAAGCACCCAAAUUCGCGGUUAUGAAGAAGCUCGUCACCUCUAAAGCUAUUAAACAGCACAAAGAAGUGAUUUUGAACCCUAAAAAGAAGGAUUUGCACAAGGAAAAUCUUCCCAGAAACGUGCCAUAUGUUUCAUCUGCUCUCUUUUUCAAGCAUAACACUGCACUGGGACCGCCCUAUCGGGUUUUGGUUGACACCAACUUCAUCAAUUUUUCUAUUCAGAAUAAAUUGGAUUUGGAGAAAGGAAUGAUGGACUGCUUAUAUGCGAAAUGUACUCCUUGUAUUACGGAUUGUGUGAUGGCAGAACUUGAGAAACUAGGUCAGAAGUAUCGCGUUGCACUGAGGAUUGCAAAAGAUCCUCGGUUUGACAGACUUCCCUGUACUCAUAAAGGAACCUAUGCUGAUGACUGUAUCGUUGAUAGAGUUACCCAGCAUAAAUGCUACAUUGUUGCUACAUGUGAUCGAGAUCUGAAGAGAAGGAUCCGCAAGGUCCCUGGUGUUCCGAUUAUGUACAUCACUCAGCACAAGUAUUCAAUUGAGCGGCUGCCUGAAGCUACAAUUGGCGGAGCUCCGAGAAUCUGAUAUACCUUCGGCGGUGGCUUUGCCCAUAGUUUUGGGGGGAUGAUUUAGCUUUUCAGAUCUCCAGUAGAGAGUCGAUGGGUUUUUUGUUAAACUGUUUAUACUUUUCUUGUUUCCAAACUCCAGUCAUUUGUUGUAGACUUAGUGAUAGUACUAUGCUCUUUUUCGGAUUCUAAUUUAUAGAAACUGAAAUUUUAUCUUUUUCAAAAAGUAUGUCUUUCUGUAAAUUGUUUGAGACUCUUGAUUAAAAUUGGAGUAGAAAAAAAUCACAAUUUUCAUUA
Molecule: messenger RNA, 1235 nt
Organism: Rhododendron vialii
Lineage: Eukaryota; Viridiplantae; Streptophyta; Magnoliopsida; Ericales; Ericaceae
Exons: 9
Coding region: 361-957 (198 amino acids)
Cellular component (GO): small-subunit processome; nucleolus
Source: RefSeq, a predicted model, not a curated record